Messenger RNA from Clonostachys byssicola, 240 nucleotides. Lineage: Eukaryota; Fungi; Ascomycota; Sordariomycetes; Hypocreales; Bionectriaceae. The record is from the annotation of a GenBank genome assembly.
AUGGCAGUUCGCGAUAUAAGUGAAGAUGGGUCCUUCUUCAUGGGGUCAUCCACCGCCGGUAGUGGUCUCAUAAUGGAAGGUCACGGUUUCACCUGCCUUUACCCUGGCAAUCAAAGAGGCUGGUACAGCGUCCGGGCAACAGAUGAUGUCGCUGGUAUUGAACCUGUCUGGCGACACAAAUCCAUCGCUGUCGUUACAGAACCAGGCCGCCAGUUCAGGUGGUGGCGAGAGCAGCAAUAA